This is a messenger RNA of Coregonus clupeaformis (lake whitefish), 2273 nucleotides long. RefSeq names its product eukaryotic translation initiation factor 4E type 3-like. Gene Ontology annotation, biological process: translational initiation. Gene Ontology annotation, molecular function: translation initiation factor activity; RNA 7-methylguanosine cap binding. Lineage: Eukaryota; Metazoa; Chordata; Actinopteri; Salmoniformes; Salmonidae. The coding region runs from base 145 to 873 and encodes 242 amino acids. The transcript has 6 exons. Gene Ontology annotation, cellular component: eukaryotic translation initiation factor 4F complex. The record is from RefSeq and is a predicted model, not a curated record.
AGGCGUCAUCAUUUUACUGUUGUUGUGGCUGCAGACCCGUGAAGCGACGAAUGAGUCAGCAGAGUAGGCACUUCCUAUAUAAUCAAAAGGUGAAACGAGAUCUUUUAAAAACAAUCAAAUCGAUUAUUUUUUACGAGCAAGGAAAUGGCAGUUCCUGCUGUCCCGAAAAUGCAAUUGAACAACACAGUAAGUCAAAACUCCCCAGAACAUAACAUCCAUAUUGACGAAAGAGAAUUGGAGAACAUCACGAACAACGAUGGAAACGGCACUCUCCCAUUACAUUCUCCGUGGACUUUUUGGCUUGAUAGAUCUUUACCAGGAACAACCGCAGCAGAAUGUGAAUCAGGUCUGAAAAAAAUCUACACUGUGCAAACAGUUCAGAGCUUUUGGAGUGUGUACAACAAUAUACCUGGCGUGUCCAGCCUACCACUGAGAUGUAGCUAUCACUUAAUGAGAGGGGAGAGAAGACCACUCUGGGAAGAAGAGAGUAAUGCGAAGGGGGGAGUUUGGAAAAUGAAAGUACCCAAAGAAAGCACUCCUGCUGUAUGGAAGGAGUUACUGUUGGCCACUAUUGGGGAGCAAUUCACUGAUUACUGUGCUUCAGAGGAUGAGGUGGUUGGCGUUAGUGUAAGCGUUCGAGACAGAGAAGAUGUUGUUCAAAUCUGGAAUGGAAAUGCCUUUUUUGCUAACGAAGCAAACAUCCUAGGAAGGAUCUAUGAACUUCUUCCACAGAUAACUUUUAAAGCAGUAUUUUAUAAGCGUGAGUACUUUAAAUCUUGUAUGACAUUCACAUGCCAUGAUAAAAUCAAGAGUAGAGUAUGUGCUAAUCCACUCCAUCAAAACAACGUUACUCUUCCCUUACUGUUGUCAUGAGAACCUUGAUAAUAGUGUCUGAUGAAUGAGCCUACUCUAUUUCAGCACAUGAGGAGCACCAUGCCUUUGAAGGAGGUCGCCCAAGACAUUAGCACGCUUUGCACAUUUGACACUUUGUUGUUUUUGGUCUGAGCUCUACUGUCUUUUGUAAAUGUGAUAUAUAAUUACUUCAGUUUGGGCAGACAGAACAUUUUAGGAUGACUGAUACAUGUUCAUUAGUGUUUGUUUUUUAUACAAAGAUAUUUAGCUAAACCUGAAGAGGACAAUAGAUUCUAGAAUGGAGAGUAUUUUUCUCAAGCCAGUAUUAUUCAUAAAGUUUUAUUCGAAAAUGUUGCACAUUCUACAUUUGUUUGUUUGUUGGAAGUUUUUGUUGUUUUUGGCGGGUGGGGGAAAGAAAGCUGUUAACUUUUACUAGUUGUUAAAUUUGUUAAAUGACACCCAACUUUUUUACAAAAACAAAAUCACCACUCUGUGUGGUACCAAAUAAAUGCUAUAGUUUAGUUUACCCUGAGUGUUUUGGUAAUAGCAGUGGGUCAUUGUACAAACACACUCAAUUGUUGUUUCUGAAAUGAACAACAGGCCUUUUUCGUUAUUACUGUAAUGAACACGAUUGCUAUUACAGUAUCUUCACUUCACUAAUGCUGAUUUCUAAGUUCUGCACUCGUUUAUUAUAAGCUACAUAGUUGUGGUUUAAUCAAGGAAUAUAGACAACGCCUAGAUGGGGAUCAGUUUUCUGAAGAAGAGAUAUUGCACAUAUCAAUUGUUACCCUUACCUGACUGAAGCAUAUCAUUAACAGAGAAAAGUUUAUAAUUUUUUUUCUUUAUUUUCCACUUUUGUGUUUAUUAUAUUUCUAUCAUGAAUAUUAUUCUCAUUUAAGUCCUACAAACUUUAAAAGAAAACCAUUUUGAAAUUUAAAAAACGGUAUGAUGUGUGAACCAUGCUUUGGGUUGAAUGAGUACUUAUCUUUACCAAAGACCUUUCUAACCCUCUCUCUCUGUCACGUGCAUGCGCAUGUUCCCUGCCAAGCUUUAUACAUUUUGUAACCUGUUGGUUGUAAUUGACAUCAGAUAAGGUCUCUGUAGUUUAUUGAUGACAUUCUCUGUGACUCAGGUCAUCCAUGUUCAAACACUAAGCACAUUAAUUAGUGACGUUUUUGUAGAAAUAAUAAUCUUACAUAAUGUACUGGACUUUCAUGCAGUUUUUACUAUAGCUCCCAGUCAAGGUGAGAUCUCAACCUGUUGUUAAUCUCUGGAAUGGUGCCUUGUGUUUUCCUUGGAUUUCAGUCUUGAAAGUUGUUUAUUUUUAACAUAUUGAACCAGUGAAAAUGUAAAAUCAAUAUUGUUGCCGAUAGAUUUUGAAAUGUUGAAAAAAUAAAAUGCAAAACAAUCAUGCCUUGUUA